Molecule: messenger RNA, 5751 nt
Organism: Coregonus clupeaformis (lake whitefish)
Lineage: Eukaryota; Metazoa; Chordata; Actinopteri; Salmoniformes; Salmonidae
Product: hamartin
Exons: 22
Coding region: 270-4223 (1317 amino acids)
Biological process (GO): negative regulation of cell population proliferation; regulation of cell cycle; negative regulation of TOR signaling
Cellular component (GO): TSC1-TSC2 complex
Source: RefSeq, a predicted model, not a curated record
UACUUUGCGUGCGAGUCAGCGGAGGCUGAUUGCAGAAGAAUGGGCUGUGAGGUGUUCAAGAUGGCGGCGCCCUGUGGAGUGCAGCGACUCUGACAGGUAACAGGUCCAUGUAUUGAGUGGUGCCUGGAGACUGUAUUGGCCGGAGGCCCAGGGAGCCCUCCAGGCAGGGCAGCAGGACACUGUGAGAUACACGACCGGGACACCCCCCUGCCCUCCUCAGGCCUCAACGGAGACCCCCUGCCACCACCUCCCCCUCCACCACUGUCACCAUGGCGAGAGAGCAGCCUAACGUAGCAGACCUCCUCCCUCUCCUGGAGUCCUCUGACAUCCACCAACUGGAGGAGAUUAAAGGCCUUAUCAAUGAGCAUCUCAGCACUGAGCGAGGGGCCAUGCUGCUGAAUGGACUGGUGGACUACUUCCUGGAGACUAACUCAGCCCAGGCCAUUAAUAUUCUCUCCUCAGUCAGAGAGCCACAUGAUAAGCACCUACUGGACAAGAUGAACGAGUGUAUGACCAAACAGGCCUGCCGGCUGCCUACCCUCACCCUGCUGGGCCACGUGGUCCGCAAGCAGCCGUCCUGGAUCCACAAGAUCGCCCGCUACCCGCUGCUUCUCUCGCUGCUUAAAUGCCUCAAAACGGAUUUAGACGUGGUGGUCCUCAUAACUGGAGUCCUGGUGUUGAUCACUCUGCUACCCAUGAUCCCCCAGGCUGGCAAACAACACCUGUAUGAGUUCUUUGACAUUUUUGGCCGCCUGGCUUCCUGGAACCUGAAGAACCCAGGGCACGUCUCCGAGGUGUACCUCAUCCACCUGCACGCCAGCAUCUACUCGCUCUUCCACCGUCUCUACGGCAUGUACCCCUGCAACUUUGUGUCCUACCUGCGCUCCCACUACAGCAUGAAGGAGAACGUGGACACCUUUGAGGAGGUGGUGAAGCCAAUGCUGGAACACGUCCGUAUACACCCAGAACUAGUGACUGGAACUAAGGACCAUGAGCUUGAUCCCACCAGGUGGAAGAGGUUUGAGAUUCAUGACAUCGUCAUAGAGUGUGCCAAAGUGUCUCUGGACCCCAAGGAAGCGUCGUGUGAGGAGGGCUAUGCGACCAUGCCCGAGAACCUCUACCCCCACCUGGAGCUUCACCCACAUGAGUCCGUCUCCAGCCCCUACACUGACUUCCACAACAGCUACGGAAGCUCCUCUUCGACCCCUUUCUCUACCCCCCACCAGCCACUGCUACCACCCCUGUCCCUGCCCCCUCUCUCAGGGGCACAGUCCUUCUAUCGCAGCCCCCAGACCUCCAGACGUCAGAACUCUAGCUGUGAACUCAACUCCUCCUGUGUGGUAAAGGAACUGUGGAGCCCCUCCUCCCUGUGUGGCAUGGCCACUCCCCCUUCCUCCAGGGGCAUGUCACCCAACCCAGAGCUCUCCCAUAGUGCCUCUCACCUCCCAGGCCACCGCGGCCUCAGCACAUCAGGUGGCAAAGGUACACCUGCCUCCAGCACUCCUGCCACCUCCUCCCCGCCCCACACCCUCUCUGAUGAGUUCCCCAUCAUCCCCCUGCUCUCCAACACCACCAGUCCACCACAGAAGGAUGGCCACCCUGUAGAAGCAUCCAAACCCAGCCUGGUGAGGCAGGAACCAAUCAGAGUUCCUGAAAAAGGUGGAGAGGUCAUCAACAACAACAGAGAUGUAGGUGGUGGUGAGACCGUUUCCAUGACACUGACAGAGCUGUCAGUCUUUAUGAAGGAGCUUCAGCUGAGAACAGAGAAGGAGAGGGAAGAGGCUGCCAUCACAGAGGAGCUCCUGAAGAUCACGGAGGACAAGCGGGACUUGACCGGCCUGAGGGGCUUUGAUUCCCCGUUCUACCGCACCACCGAGACCCUGACAGGUACCCAGGAGAAGCCCCUUCCCAACCCCCCACUGGGUGGCCCCAUGCCACCCCGGGAACCCCACAAUGCUGUGUCGACCCCAGGCAAGGCACUGGAGAAUGCCCAGGGGGCUAUUGGUGGAGAUGGAGGUGGGGACAGUAGUAGGGGCUCGGCCCUGGACCAGUCCUGGUCUUUCCAACCCGUGUGUCCCUUCAGCCCCAUCCAACACCCUCUUCACCAGAGCCCCUCUGCCCUGGAGGACGAGGUGGCCAAGUUCAGUGGCCUGUUCUCGCCAAGCCGCCCAGUGAAGAACCCCUCCCUGCCCUAUGAGGCCCUGUUUGACCUGGCUCUGCCCCGGGCUGCAUCCCUCUUCGUUGGGAGGAGGACGUCGGAAGCCCGGGGCAGAGUUGCCCUGGAGAGGCUGUGCCAGCGGCAGGAGGGGCUGGAGGACAGGGAGGAGGAGGGCGAGGAGAUGGUGUCUGCUUCCCCCCUGGAGGUGCUGGAUCGCCUUGUUCAGCAGGGGAGCGACACCCACGACAAGGUGCUCAAGAGAUUACCUUUGCCAAGCAAGUCAGCUGACUGGACACAUUUUGGAGGUUCCGCUCCGCUGGACGAGCUGCACACGUUGCGUAGCCAGCUGCUCCUGCUGCACAGCCAGCUGCUAUACGAGCGCUACAAGAGGGAGCAGCACGCCGUCCGCAACCGACGUCUACUGCGCCGCGUCAUCAACGCCACUGCACUGGAAGAGCAGAACAACGCUAUGAAGGACCAGCUGAACCUGCAGAGUGUGGACGUCGUGUCUCUGAAGGAGAGUCUGCAGGUGGAGCAGCAGCGCUGCAGACAGCUGUGGGACGACAGAGAGACCGUGGUCACCAGACUACACAGCCAGGUCCGCCAGCUACAGCAGGGCCGGGACGACUACUACACCAAGAACCAGGAACUGCAGAGUCAGUUGAAUGAGUGUCAGAAGAAGAUGAAUGAGCUGGAGGCAGAUCUACAGAGAGCCAACAACAAAGUGUGUCACACGGGGCACCUACUCAACCAGAUGACCAUCAAGCUGAGCACCAGUGAGAGCACCCAGCAACAGAUGAGUUUCCUGAACAAGCAGCUGCUGCUCCUGGGGGAGGCCCGCAAGCUGGAUGUAUUGCAGCAGCAGCACACGGGCUCCGACAGCACCAAGGAGGCCCAGAUGGUGCAGGUGUCCUGGGGGAAGGAGGUUGAGAGGCUGAGGCAGAGCCUGCUGCAGCAGGGCCAGAAGCUGGAGGCAGCGCAGCAAAGGGUGGGAGAGCUGGAGACUCAGCUCACCAAGAAGGAACACCUCAUUGUGGAGCAGAAAAGGUUCCUGGAGGAUGUCAAGGGCCAGGCCAAGGGUGAGCUUCAGGCAUCAGAGAGCAGGUACCAGGCCCAGAGGAGAGUGACACAGCUCCUGCAAACUGAGCUGCUGCACCUCUACAGCAGACUGGAGAUGGAGGGUCAUGCCUGCCCUACCACAGCCUCAGCAGCAGGGGGCAGCAGUACCGAUCCUGGCCCUCCUAUAGACUCAAGUGUCAUGGAACCAGAUGGGCCAGUCACAUUGGGGACCAACGAGUGGUCAGAUGACAGCAGACCAUCUCAGUCCCCACGGGGCAACGGCAGCACUUUAUCGCCAGGGCAACCAAAGGCGAACAACCCACCCAAAGCGCCCCCUCUCAACUCCGCCAACAGCACCCAGGACAUCCCCCCACCUCUCCUUGUGGAGCCCUCCUUUUACAGUCCCCAUGCCACCCCACUGCCCCCUGACGCCGCCCCCCUCACGGUUGGCUCCUACCCCAGCGCCAACAGCUUCCUGGGGAUGAGGGCACGGGAGCUGUUCCGGAACAAGAGCGAAAGCCAGUGUGACGAGGAGCCGCCGCCCCCCCGCCUGGCCGGCCUUUCACAGUGCCUGAAGACUGAGCUGUGUGUGGAGCCCUUAUUUACCCCACUGGGGAAUGCUCUGACGUGUCCUGUCUCUGCCUCUGUCCCUACCCUUACCCUUGUACCUACCCUUACCCCUGUCCCUACCAUUACUCCUGUCCCUGCCUCUGUACUGGGUGUCCCUCUCACUGUGCCUGCCAAGAAGCACCCGCCUGAAACCAGGCAGAGGGCUACCAAGCAGGAGAGUCCUAGGAGGAAGAUGGGAGGAGCAAGGGGAGGGGCAGUGGCCAGCGCAGCACGACCAAGACAGCAACCGCCACUAAGGAUCAUGGACUACAACGAAACACAACAAGAGCACAGUUACAGAGACACCGAACUGAGAGAGGAGAAGAGAAUAGAGGGGAGGAUGGAGAGUAGGAAGAGUGGUCGUCCGGAGCAAGAGCUACAAGCAGUAGAACCAUAAAAGUUCAAGACAAAGCUCUUUUAAAUUCAGUGUUAUUUAUCCCAUUCCCUUAAGUGGACAACAGGAUUUGAACCUCUGAUUGAUUUAAUCCCAGAUGGAAAGAUGGGAAUGAAGGAAUGUUUAAAUAAGGAGGUCAUGUUACAAUAUACCAGCAGAGACCACAUUAUAUAUCUGGUCUAAUUGCAGUUAUACUUAGACAUUUGGGAGUUUUUUUUCCUGAACAAUUUCAUAUAAAUAGAGAGACCCUAUUUCCAAAUCUGUUGUUCAAAGUUAUAAGGUUUAAAAAAACGAAUCAAAAUAAGUUAGACAAGUAUAAAACACUAAGAAAGUAUGUGAGAGCCUUUUCAUUCUUAUGUAUUAGUCUUGUGGGGUGUGAGAGAAAGUGAUGGUAAUGAAAGCCUGGUUUUGGUUGACUAUUGUCUUGAGCACCUGUACUGAUGUUGUGUGAGGGAGGUGGGUUGGGGUGGGCUGAUUCUCAAGGCUUGGGGAGUAACUGUGCCAAGUAUGAGAUUGUUGUCAAUGAUUCCAACUCCUCUGCUAUGCUUGGGGAGGAACCUGGGAGUUUGACUGUUUCAUUUGAGAUAAAAUAUAGGAGGAGGAUUGCUGGUUUCCAUGCUGGUUUCAUUAUGUUCCUGACAGAAAUGACCUUUAGUAUGUGUUGAAGAGGGAGAACGUGUAUGUAUGCAUGCAUGUAUGCACGUAUGCAUGUAUGUAUGUAUGUAUGCAUGCAUGCAAGGGUAUGUUGUUUAAGUCAUGUUGCAAUCAUUUACAAAUGCUUUUUUAUGAGAAGUGACAUAUCUGAUGCAGAAAGUUACAAGUACUUUAAGUAACUAAUGUUGCUCAUGAUAACCACAUAUCUUGAAUUUAAAUCAGACUCAUGCUAUGUUAAUUCCGACAAAUCAUUUGUAAUACAUCAACCUGUGUGAAGCAGUAUUUUCUGUUUGAGUUCGCUAACAGAAAGUGUACAGAAAGACAGUGCCAAACAUUUACCAGAUACUGAAUACAACCAUUUCAAAAUGACUCAUUGACCUCAAAGUGCUCCUAUUCUAGUUCAGUAUCUGGGUCUCUCAAAAGGGCUGAUUUAUGCAUAAAAGGUUUGCAUGUGUCAUCCUCUAUUGUCAUAGAUACAGUGAGUCUGAAAAGAAAAAAAUCAAGUCUGCCAAUUCAUUCUUAUUGGUCCUCCUUCCCUACUGACCUAUGACAGUCAGAAUUGCUUCUUUCUUUUGGGUUCUGCCAUGUGUUUAAAUGGUAAUAAAUCCUGUUGUCCACUUAACUUCAGCUGUUAUUCCCUCUGCCUUGCUAUCUAAAGCAUGUUCAACAAUCCACUUGAAUGCCAACAGUAUAGUAGUAGGAACUACAACAAACCAAGAUAGAAGGUACAAUCAAGUGUGGACUAAAUGGAAAGCUUGAACUGGGACUCCUUUUGGAGCUGGAGAUUUUGAAAAAAGGCAAAAAACAAAGUUCUUAAAAGCAGUUGCUUGUGUUUAACUGUGAACAAUAAAAAUCGUCUUUAAUGUUUUGCACUACC